AUGUUAUUCACAAUUGAACAGGACUUUUUCUUGGAGCUCGCCCUCGCCGCCGGCUUCCAUUGCCGCCGCCCCGUGCGCGUGGCCGUGGCCGGCGUGCGUGUGCACCGGAAGCUCCUUGCAGUCACCUCCCCCUCCCACGGCUUCCGUCUUCCUCGCCAUCCGCCGCCGGUAGUACGACGUGGCGUACGUGUCCACCAUCAGCGUCCCGACGGCCGCCAGCAUGGCGACGAACCCGGCGAACGGGAAAUCCCCCCACGGGCCGGUCAGGUGCGGCGAGGUCAGGCUAUCGAAGGCGUCCGGCAGCACGUGGAUGAACCCCGUCGCCAGGAUGACGCCGGCGGCGAAGGCCUUCACCACGAAGAACAUGUUCCUCUCUGGGCUCAGCGACGGGACCCGCUUCCCGACCACCGGGAGGCAUACGCCGGCGGCCCCCGCCGCCAGGAUGGAGGCGAUCGCCGCGGCCUUGUACUUGGUGGCGAGGGAUUUGUCCCGGUACUCCGCGGCCUCUGGCUCACACGUGCAAUUUCCGGAGGCGGCGGCGGGGGGUGGCGGGAGGAGGAGGAGGAGCAGGGCGGCGCAGAGGAGGUGCCGACAGGCCCGACCCACCGGAAAAUCGAGAUUCUGGAUCAUUGA
This is a messenger RNA of Striga asiatica, 633 nucleotides long. The record is from the annotation of a GenBank genome assembly. Lineage: Eukaryota; Viridiplantae; Streptophyta; Magnoliopsida; Lamiales; Orobanchaceae.